Molecule: messenger RNA, 951 nt
Organism: Panthera uncia (snow leopard)
Lineage: Eukaryota; Metazoa; Chordata; Mammalia; Carnivora; Felidae
Gene: CRYAA
Product: crystallin alpha A
Exons: 3
Coding region: 1-522 (173 amino acids)
Biological process (GO): response to heat; lens development in camera-type eye; protein refolding
Molecular function (GO): structural constituent of eye lens; protein folding chaperone
Source: RefSeq, a predicted model, not a curated record
AUGGACAUCGCCAUCCAGCACCCCUGGUUCAAGCGUGCGCUGGGCCCCUUCUACCCCAGCCGGCUGUUUGACCAGUUUUUCGGCGAGGGUCUCUUCGAGUACGACCUGCUGCCCUUCCUGUCCUCCACCAUCAGCCCCUAUUACCGCCAGUCCCUGUUCCGCACCGUGCUGGACUCCGGCAUCUCCGAGGUCCGCUCUGACCGGGACAAGUUCGUCAUCUUCCUGGACGUGAAGCACUUCUCCCCGGAGGACCUGACUGUGAAAGUGCUGGAGGACUUUGUGGAGAUCCACGGCAAGCACAACGAGAGGCAGGACGACCAUGGCUACAUCUCCCGUGAGUUCCACCGCCGUUACCGUCUGCCGUCCAACGUGGACCAGUCGGCGCUCUCCUGCUCCCUGUCUGCGGAUGGCAUGCUGACCUUCUCUGGCCCCAAGGUCCCGUCUGGCGUGGAUGCUGGCCACAGCGAGAGAGCCAUCCCCGUGUCGCGGGAGGAGAAGCCCAGCUCUGCGCCCUCGUCCUAAGCUCGGCCUCGGCCUCGGCCUCGGCUGCCACCGCUGCUGCCCCCACGGCCCAUCGGUCUGGGGGAGCCCUAGAAAGUGGGGUGCUGGUCUCCUUUUGCUUUCCUUCUUUCCAUUUCCUUUUCCUUUCCUCUGAGGGAGCGAGGGUUUGGGGAGGGUAGCCUGGAGGGCUUGGGGCUUCCGCCUGCGGUGCCCCGGCCUCGGGGCCGCCCCGAUCCCAACACUGGCCGCCGGGUGGAUGUGAUCGCCUCCCCCGCUUCCUGACACGGCCGCGCCGUGCUCCCAGAGGAGGCCACCUCGGGACGACCUCUGGGUCCCCAGGGCCAGCCAGGCACACCUUGACCCUGGGCGGCGGGCGCCCGUGUCACGGCCCGGCUGUGCAUCCUGCCCUCGUUCCCCGGGUGCCCCGAGGUCCGUCUGGCGGAGCCCCCC